Messenger RNA from Papaver somniferum (opium poppy), 1455 nucleotides. Its product is annotated as protein ZINC INDUCED FACILITATOR-LIKE 1-like. Gene Ontology annotation, biological process: transmembrane transport. Gene Ontology annotation, molecular function: transmembrane transporter activity. The transcript has 17 exons. The record is from RefSeq and is a predicted model, not a curated record. Bases 1 to 1455 code for a protein of 484 amino acids. NCBI's taxonomy places the organism in Eukaryota, Viridiplantae, Streptophyta, Magnoliopsida, Ranunculales, Papaveraceae.
AUGGCGGAUGAGAAUAGUAGUAAUAGAGAAGCAUUAUUAUUGAACAGUAAGGAUGUCUUGUAUUAUGAGGAUUGCCCAGGUUGCAGAAACGAACAUCGCAAGAGAACGAAUUUAGGACCACCUUACAAAGAAUUAGUCUGUAUUUGGAUUGUGGCACUAUGCGCUGGUCUUCCCAUAUCAUCUUUGUAUCCAUACCUAUACUUUCAGGUAAGAGACUUCAAUGUAACAAGGGAUGAAAAUAUCGGAUACUAUGCAGGAUUUGUAGGAUCUGCUUACAUGCUUGGAAGAGGUUUAACUGGUGUGCUAUGGGGAGUUUUAGCUGACCGAUACGGUCGGAAACCAGUUAUAAUCUUUUGUUGUAUAACAAUGAUUAUAUUCACCAUUUUGUUUGGUCUCAGUACAAACUUUUGGAUGGCCGUUUCUACGAGAUUUCUUCUUGGAGCCUUCAGUGGUGUAUUAGGUCCAGUUCAGGCUUAUGCCACCGAAGUUUCCCGUAAAGAACAUCAAACAUUGGCACUUUCGUUUACUAGUUCGGCAUGGGCAAUAGGGAUGAUUAUAGGUCCUGCUAUUGGAGGUUUCCUUGCUCAGCCUGCAGAGAAAUAUCCAAGUAUAUUUACGAACGAUUCUCUGUUUGCAAGAUUUCCGUACUUCUUACCAUGUCUCUGUAUAUCUGUAUGGACAACAGCUGCGACUAUUGCCUCUUUUUGUCUUCCGGAAACAUUACACAAGCAUAAGGAAACAAAUGAGGAACCUCAUGGCACUGGUAUCACUGAGAAGACACAAGAAAACGAUGAGAUAGGUUCAACAGAACCAGAAAACCUCUUCAGGAAUCGGCCGCUAAUAUCAUGCAUUGUUGUGUAUUGUGUUUUCUCACUUCACAACACGGCCUACAGCGAAAUUUUCUCAUUAUGGGCUGUGAGUCCUAAAAAGUUUGGUGGAUUAAAUUAUACCACUGAUAAUGUUGGUGAAGUUCUUUCAAUCACAGGUAUCGGUCUUUUCCUGUUCCAACUUUCAUUGUUCCAGAAGUUGGAGAGGAUUCUAGGACCCCUCAUGGUAGCUCGAAUUUCUGCGGCUUUAUCUAUUGUGGUUCUGGCAAGUUACCCUUUCAUAGCUAAACUGUCCGGGAUCAGCCUUUUGUUGUCAAUAAAUAUUGCAUCACUUCUCAAAAGUAUUUUAUCUACUUCUCUUUUCACUGGGUUUGUCAUCCUACAAAACAACACAGUUUCUCAGCACCAAAGAGGAGCUGCAAAUGGAAUUUCAUUAACUGCAAUGUCUCUAUUCAAAGUAUUUGGUCCAGCUGGUGGCGGUGUCCUCUUUUCAUUGGCGCAAAGGCGUAUGAAUGCUUCCUUUUUACCUGGUACCGAUUUGGUUUUCUUCAUCCUAAAUCUAAUUUUGGUGAUUGGAUUAAUCAUGACUUUCAAACCAUUUCUCGUACUCCCACAACGACUCAGAUGA